AUGACGGUGCGGAGAGGAAAGAAGCUCAGCAUCUCCAUCCAGGAACACAUGGCCAUAGACGUCUGCCCCGGACCAAUCAGACCCAUCCAACAGAUCUCCGCCUACUUCCCCCGCCUCUCUCCCACCUCCCCCAACCCCACCUCCCCCAUCCCCGCCUCCUCCCCUCGGGCCCUCAGCCCCGGGGCCUCCAGGAUGGGGGGGGCUCACCUCCUGUCCCCCCUGCUGGCCCACGGUCGGCCCGGCGGCUCCUUGUCUCUGACCGGCAGCGUGGACACGUCGGUGGAGAUCCACAGCUCCGACAGUGACGACUGCACUGCUCUGGGGACUCUGGAGUUCGAGCUGAGGUACGAGCGGAGCUCCAGCGAGCUGCACUGCACGGUGCUGCGAGCCAAGGGUCUGAAGCCGAUGGACUUCAACGGGCUGUCGGACCCGUACGUCAAACUGCACCUGCUGCCCGGCGCCUGCAAGGCCAAUAAGCUGAAGACAAAGACGAUCCGUAACUGUUUGAAUCCCGUGUGGAAUGAAACUCUCACAUACGUCGGGAUCACGGAGGAGGACAUGCACAGAAAGACGCUCAGGUUGUCUGUGUGUGACGAGGACAAGUUGACUCACAAUGAGUUGAUCGGCGAAUCGCGGGUUCCUCUGAAACGUGUGAAACCAGAACAGACCAAACACUUCCACACCUGCCUGGAGCAUCCGCCCCCAAUGCCCUCCCCCACGGCGAUGGGCGAGGCUCUUCGGGGAAUCUCCUGCUACCUGAGGGAGUGGGAGAACGAGCAGCUCCACAGUCUGGAGGAGAGAGGUCGUCUUCUGCUAUCUCUGCAGUUUGUGCCUCCGCUGAGUUUGGAGGAUGAAGACAUGGAGGGAGGAGGAGGAGGAGGAGGAGGAGGAGGAGGAGGCCGUCGCAGCGGCGGUCUGUGUGUGGGAGUGAAGCGCUGCGCCCACCUGGCCGCCAUGGACGUCAACGGAUUCUCCGACCCCUACGUCAAAAUAUACCUGAAACCCGACAUCCAGAAGAAAUCCAAGCACAAAACCACAGUGAUGAAGAAAACCCUCAACCCUGAAUUCAACGAGGAGUUCUUCUAUGAGAUCUCUCUGACGGAGCUGAGCAACAAGACGCUGGAGGUGACGGUGUGGGACUACGACCUGGGACGCUCCAACGACUUCAUCGGUGGCGUCUGUCUGAGCUGUCACUCACAGGGCGACGCCCUCCGUCACUGGACGGACUGCCUGAAGAACCAGGGCCACAGGGUGGAGAGGUGGCACAUCCUGACCAAUGAGCUGCCACGAACCCUCAGCCACGAUUAA
This is a messenger RNA of Pleuronectes platessa (European plaice), 1308 nucleotides long. It is a transcript of the gene doc2a, whose product is annotated as double C2-like domains, alpha. NCBI's taxonomy places the organism in Eukaryota, Metazoa, Chordata, Actinopteri, Pleuronectiformes, Pleuronectidae. The transcript is spliced from 10 exons. The coding region runs from base 1 to 1308 and encodes 435 amino acids. The record is from RefSeq and is a predicted model, not a curated record.